GUCCUGUGGUGUGAGAUGGCGCAGACCUUCUCGCUGAUAUUCUCUGGCGUGACGGCCCUGGGCCUUGUGGUAGCUUGCAUCUGCUUCCAACGGGACCGCAUCCGCAGCUUCAACAACAUCCUUUACCACGACAAACUGUUCGAGGCGCAGCAGGACGUCCACGGCCAUUUCAACGUGGUGCGGAUGACAAACGGUCAG
Symbiodinium pilosum is the source of this 198-nucleotide messenger RNA. NCBI's taxonomy places the organism in Eukaryota, Dinophyceae, Suessiales, Symbiodiniaceae. The record is from the annotation of a GenBank genome assembly.